AUGGGCGCGAAUAUCUCAGGUGGUUUGCCGGAGUUUGACCGGAACGGCGAAGAAGGUUACUCGAGGAAACCCAGAUUGGUCGAUUUGCCGGAGAACUGUGUUGCGUUGAUUAUGAUGCGGCUUGAUCCACCGGAGAUUUGCCUUCUUGCUUGUCUCAGCAGCGUCUUCCGUCGCGCGUCGUCAGCUGAUUUCAUAUGGGAAUCGAAGUUGCCUUCGAAUUAUCGGAUCAUUGCACGGAAAGUGUUUGAUGAAAUUACUCUGAAGAAAUUGACUAAGAAAGAUCUUUACGCAAAGCUUAGCCUUCCCAAUCUCUUCGACGGUGGCACAAAGGAAUUGUGGAUAGAUAAGAACACUGGUCGUCUCUGUUUAUCAUUUUCUUCAAAGGCACUAAGGAUUACUAGAAUUGACGAUCGGAGAUACUGGAGUCGAAUCCCAACCGAUGAAUCCAGGUUCCAGUCAGUAGCAUAUGUGCAACAGGUAUGGUGGUUUGAAGUAGGAGGAGAGUUUAAGAUCCAGUUUCCAUGUGGAACAUACAGUCUCUUCUUCCGUAUCCAGCUUGGUAAAACAUCCAAGAGACUUGGCCGGAGGAGAAUCUGCAACUCUGAGCACAUUCACGGAUGGGACAUCAAGCCUGUGAGGUUCCAGCUCGCGACUUCAGACAACCAACGAGCUGUUUCGCUCUGUUAUCUGGACAACAACCCCGGGAACUGGAGUCAUUACCAUGUUGGGGAUUUCAAAGUGGAAAAUCCAGAUAUAGAAACAGGAAUCAAAUUCUCCAUGACUCAAAUCGAUUGCACUCACACUAAAGGUGGGCUGUGCGUAGACUCUGUUUUUAUAUUACCUAAAGAAAGUGCAGAAGAAGUCAUUCGAUCAAAAUAG
Messenger RNA from Microthlaspi erraticum, 879 nucleotides. The record is from the annotation of a GenBank genome assembly. NCBI's taxonomy places the organism in Eukaryota, Viridiplantae, Streptophyta, Magnoliopsida, Brassicales, Brassicaceae.